UAUGGGCGUGCCUUGUUUACCCCUCAGGUUGGCUAGGAAGCCAACGGGACAACUUUGUUUUUUUUGCGGGGUCCCCCGAGUUUUUCGCACACGGCAUGUGUGCUUAGGCCGCUCUUGUCUUCAGAGAGACGAGAAGCUCUUUGCACGCCUGGAGGAUUGGCUGGCCCGGCUGGAGGUGUCGAUGGACAAGAUGACUUCCCGCAAGGUGAUCAGCCCCAACUUCUCGCUCCAUUCUGAGGGCUCGGUGCAGCAUGUGGAAUCCCAGGAGCAGCGAGCGUCGCUGGUCAUGGAGAAGUUAGAGGUCGACGACUCCAACUCCCAAGCGGGGUGGCAGAGCCAGAACAGCGACGUCAUGAACAGCGAGGAGGACCUGGAGAGCGAGAAGAAAUGUUUGCCCCAUUUCUGUCCUCAGCCGAAGGAGGAGAGCGCCUACGUUUGGCAGAAACCCUUGCGGCGACUUAUCGAAUCCUGGAUG
Effrenium voratum is the source of this 475-nucleotide messenger RNA. NCBI's taxonomy places the organism in Eukaryota, Dinophyceae, Suessiales, Symbiodiniaceae. The record is from the annotation of a GenBank genome assembly.